AUGGGGUUUAUUCAUCAAAGCAAGUAUGCAAAGUCCUUGCUUGUGAAGUUUGGUCUCGAGGAUUGUAAGUCAGUAACAAUUCCUCUACCCACUGGUGAGAAACUAAAUAAAAUUGAUGGAAGUCAGUUGGCUGAUGAAGGGUUGUUUAGAAAAAUUGUUGGCAGCCUGUUGUAUCUGACUGCAACCAGGCCUGAUAUAAUGUUUGCAGCCAGUUUGUUAUCAAGAUUCAUGCACAGCCCCACAAAGAAGCACAUGGGAAUUGCUAAAAGGGUUCUUAGAUACAUUCAAGGCACUCUCAGCUAUGGCAUUGAAUUUACAAGGGACAAGAAUGCUGUUCUGAUUGGUUUUUGUGACUCUGAUUGGUCUGGCAGCGAAGAUGACAGUAGAAGCACAUUUGGAUAUGCAUUCAGUUUUGGUAGUGGAAUUUUCUCAUGGGCUUCGGUCAAGCAAAACACAGUUGCAUUGUCAACUGCAGAAGCUGAAUACGUCUCAGCAGCUGAGGCAACAGCUCAAGCUAUCUGGCUAAGGUUUGUGUUGGAUGAUUUUGGUGAAAUGCAACCUGAUGCAACACCAUUGUUUUGUGACAACAUUUCAGCAAUAUCAAUGGUCAAAAAUCCUGUUUUCCAUCAAAAAACAAGGCACAUAAACCGAAGGUAUCAUUUCAUAAGGGAAGCUUUACAAGAAGGGGUGAUCGAUAUAAAAUUCUACAGAAGUGAAGAACAGUUGGCAUAUAUUUUUACAAAGGCUCUGCCCAAAGAUCAAUUCAAUUAUUUGAGGUUGAAACUUGAAGUUAAACCAGUAAGCAGCUUAGGAGAGGCUGUUGAGAGUUAA
Molecule: messenger RNA, 831 nt
Organism: Prunus armeniaca (apricot)
Lineage: Eukaryota; Viridiplantae; Streptophyta; Magnoliopsida; Rosales; Rosaceae
Source: the annotation of a GenBank genome assembly